GAAUUUAAACAAAGGAUUACAAAAUGUCGCCACCACAUCACGAUCGUCUCUUUGGAAUCCACGUGGGCUUGAGCUUGGGCGGCCAUGGACACCACCACCAUCAUCACCACCCACCGCCGCCGCCUCCGAUCCACCAUCACCACCACCACGAGCCGCCACACCACCACUAUCCUCCGCCACCGCCGCCGCACCACCACCACCAUGGACCUCCGCCGCCGCCCCACUUUGAUCAUCAUCAUCACCACCACGGAGGCCACUUUGACCAUCAUCAUGGUCCGCCGCAUCACCACCAUCACUGCUAAGUCAGUGGUGUUAAGACACGAAU
This is a messenger RNA of Drosophila bipectinata, 325 nucleotides long. Its product is annotated as histidine-rich glycoprotein. Lineage: Eukaryota; Metazoa; Arthropoda; Insecta; Diptera; Drosophilidae. The record is from RefSeq and is a predicted model, not a curated record.